Talpa occidentalis (Iberian mole) is the source of this 2951-nucleotide messenger RNA. RefSeq names its product NCK interacting protein with SH3 domain (gene NCKIPSD). The transcript has 13 exons. Gene Ontology annotation, biological process: endocytosis. NCBI's taxonomy places the organism in Eukaryota, Metazoa, Chordata, Mammalia, Eulipotyphla, Talpidae. The coding region runs from base 101 to 2245 and encodes 714 amino acids. The record is from RefSeq and is a predicted model, not a curated record. Gene Ontology annotation, molecular function: protein binding; Arp2/3 complex binding.
GUUACGGGGCGGGGCGAGCGCGGCGACGCGCUCCCGGCCUGGCGUUCUGGUUCCGCAGACCCGGUCGCCCACCCUGCCCGGCACGGCCCGUCCUGUCCCCAUGUACCGCGCGUUGUACGCGUUCCGCUCGGCGGAGCCCAAUGCUCUGGCGUUCGCCGCGGGGGAGACCUUCCUGGUGCUGGAACGCAGCAGCGCGCACUGGUGGCUGGCGGCGCGGGCGCGCAGUGGCGAGACGGGUUACGUGCCUCCCGCCUACCUGCACCGCCUGCAGGGCCUGGAGCAGGAUGUCCUCCAAGCCAUUGACCGGGCCAUUGAGGCUGUGCACAAUGCAGCCAUGCGGGAUGGUGGCAAGUACAGCUUGGAACAGCGCGGAGUCCUCCAGAAGCUGAUCCACCACCGGAAGGAGACCCUGUCUCGCAGAGGCCCCUCAGCCUCCAACCCUGCAGCUAUGACACCAUCCACCAGUGACCACCAUCUGGAUGCCGCUGCUGCCAGGCAGCCCAAUGGGGUGUGUCGAACUGGGUUCGAGCGGCAACACAGCCUGCCCAGUUCUGAGUAUCUUGGGGCAGAUGGAGGCCUCUACCAGAUCCCACCACAGCCUCGCCGAGCAGCACCGACAACACCACCCCCACCUGUGAAGCGUCGAGACCGUGAGGCCCUGGUGGUCUCAGGGAGCGGCGGCCGCAACACCACGCCCUCCGGGGGCAGUUCUAUGUCCAGCGGCUCCUCAGUCAGCAGCACCUCUCUUGACACGCUCUAUACUGGCUCCAGCUCAUCUGAGCAGGGCCCCAGCUGCUCACCCACGCCCCCACCCGUGCCCCGCCGAGGCACCCAUACCACUGUAUCCCAAACUCAGCCUCCUCCCUCCAAGGCGCCAGCCCCCAAACCCCCUACAGAGGAGGUGGCAGUUGAUGCAACCUCAGCCCCCGAUGAGCUGGAGUCCCUGGGUGCGCUGAGCCUGGGGACCACAGAGGAGAAGGCGGUGGCUGAGACGGCCGUGCCCAAGACCAUCGGGGCAGAGCUGAUGGAGCUCGUGCGGAGAAACACCGGCCUGAGCCAUGAGCUGUGCCGUGUGGCCAUUGGCGUCGUGGUGGGUCACAUCCAGGCCUCCGUGCCGGCCAGCUCACCUGUCAUGGAGCAGGUCCUCCUCUCGCUGGUAGAGGGCAAGGACCUGAGCACUGCCCUGCCCUCAGGGCAAGUCUGCCAUGACCAGCAGCGACUAGAAGUAAUCUUCGCAGACCUGGCUCGGCGGAAGGACGAUGCCCAGCAGCGCAGCUGGGCCCUGUACGAGGAUGAGACUGUCAUCCGCUGCUACCUGGAGGAGCUGCUGCAUAUUCUGACUGAUGCGGACCCUGAAGUUUGCAAGAAAAUGUGCAAGAGAAAUGAGUUCGAGUCUGUCCUGGCCUUGGUGGCCUAUUACCAAAUGGAGCACCGGGUGUCGCUGCGGCUGCUGCUCCUCAAGUGCUUCGGUGCCAUGUGCAGCCUGGAUGCUGCCAUCAUCUCCACACUGGUGUCAUCUGUUCUUCCUGUGGAGCUGGCCCGGGACAUGCAGACAGACACACAGGAUCACCAGAAACUCUGUUACUCCGCCCUCAUCCUGGCCAUGGUGUUCUCCAUGGGGGAGGCAGUGCCCUAUGCACACUAUGAGCACCUGGGCACACCCUUCGCCCAGUUCCUGCUGAGUAUUGUCGAGGAUGGGCUGCCCUUGGACACCACAGAGCAGCUGCCGGAUCUCUGCAUGAACCUGCUUCUGGCUCUCAACUUACAUCUGCCAGCUCCUGACCAAAACGUCAUCAUGGCUGCCCUGAGCAAACAUGCCAAUGUCAAGAUCUUCUCUGAGAAGCUGCUGCUGCUCCUGAACAGAGGAGAUGAUCCUGUGCGCAUCUUCAAACAUGAGCCACAGCCACCACACUCCAUCCUCAAGUUCCUGCAGGAUGUGUUCGCCAGCUCUGCCACGGCCGCCAUCUUCUACCACACAGACAUGAUGGCGCUCAUUGACAUCACUGUGCGGCACAUCGCGGACCUGUCACCUGGAGACAAGCUGCGCAUGGAGUACCUCUCCCUGAUGCAUGCAGUGGUCCGCUCCACACCCUACCUGCAGCACCGCCACCGGCUACCCGACCUGCAGGCCACGCUGCGACGCAUCCUAAUGGAGGAGGAAGCCUCACCACAGUGCCAGAUGGACCGCAUGAUUGUCCGAGAGAUGUGCAAAGAAUUCCCACUGCUGGGCGAGGCCCCCAGCUAGCACUUUCCUUUCCUCCCUUCCCUGCAGCCCUGGGCAGGGUGCAGGGAAUUGGAGGCUGGGCCCUAAGAAUGUUUUGCACUGACAGUGUGAGGGGAGGUGGUAGUGGAAGGCACCUGAGCUGAACCCUCCCAUCUGAAAUAGAGCUAAUUCAAGGGGCCAAGUGCAGGAUUGGGGACCACGCUCCGGGAGCUGUGUUGGGGCAGGGAGACUAUGUGAGCUGAAGCCCCUCUACCUCCCUGCAGUCUGCCUCUUCAGCAUGCCCCCUCUACCCCCGCCAUACACACAUGCACAUAGAGUCCUGCUGCUGCUCCAGGCUGGGCCAGAGGCCCCAUCCCCACCCUUGUCUGGUCUGUGUCCUGGGUUUCAGCAAGCCGUGUCCCUGGGGUGAGGGGGGCACCUCCCACCAGCUCUGUUCUUUGCCUUAGCUUUGCAAUGAGUGCUGCUCAUGUGCUCCCCACCUGCACCCAUGGUGGGGGGAUUCGCUGCCCCUUGUUCCUGCCCCCAGGGGCCUUGGCCAAGCUGCUGCUUUGAAAGCAGGCUCUUGGAGAUAGGCCAUCUACCCUGGAGCCUCACAGAAUGGGGUGAUGGCACUCAGAAAGCCAAUGACAGAAUCUAUUUUCUCUGUAAAAAUGUAGACUGAAAAGCCAUGUGUAUUUUCCUAUGUGCUGCAACUCACCUUUGGAAAUAAAUCACAGGCAUCUGGAAA